UCUGUGUUAGUUUGUCGUGUGGUUUGUGAGUCUCUUUUCGUUUGUUGUGUAACCGGGGCUGAAGCGGAGCUCCUUUUUUGGCGGCUCGUCGAGUUCUACGUCCCGCAGUCUGUUAGCAUGGACAGUGACGAGGACACGACCGAGGAGCUGGUGGAAGGUCCACUGGAUGAAGAUUGUCAACCCCAUGGCUUAUGUACAGUGACCUACUCAUCCAGUGAUCGAUUUGAAGGACACUUCACACAUGGAGAAAAGAAUGGCAAGGGCAAGUUCUUCUUUUUUGAUGGAAGUACCUUGGAAGGAUUCUAUGUGGAUGACGCUCUUCAGGGCCAAGGUGUGUACACAUAUGAAGACGGCGCUGUCCUCCACGGGACGUACGUGGACGGUGAGCUGAACGGGCCUGCUCAGGAGUAUGAUGGAGAAGGCCGCCUGGUGUUUAAAGGACAGUACAGAAACAAUAACCGCUGUGGGACAUGCUGGGUUUACUACCCCGAUGGUGGCGGUGUGUUUGGGGAGGUUAAUGAAGAUGGGGAGAUGACUGGGGACUCCGUGUCUUACAUCUACCCUGAUGGCUGCACGGCUCUCUAUGGAACCUUUGUCGAUGGAGAACUCAUUGAAGCUCAACUUGCUAACCUUGUUUUCGAUGAAACUGGCACUGCGCAUUUUGAAAUGAUACCUAACGGUGUUGUGUACUCGCACGAUAAGUCGACGUCUGCAUGUAUCGCCACGCACACGCUGCUGCCCGACCCUUACGAGAGCCAGAGAGUGUUUGUGGCAGACUCACUGAUCAAAGGAGCCGGACAGGGUUUGUUUGCCCAGACGGACGCUGACGCAGACUCCGUCAUGGCCUUUUACAACGGUGUGCGCAUCACCCACUCAGAGGUCGACAGCAGAGACUGGGCACUGAAUGGAAACACCAUCUCUUUGGACGAGGACACGGUCAUCGAUGUCCCUCAGCCAUUUGACCAGACGGGGCGAUACUGUGCUUCCCUGGGUCACAAGGCGAACCACUCCUUCACGCCCAACUGCAAGUACGACCCGUUUGUCCACCCUCGCUUUGGGCCAAUCAAGUGCAUUCGAACGCUGAGGCCGGUGCAGAAAGGUGAAGAGCUGACUGUUGCUUACGGCUAUGAUCACGACGGGCUGGACGCCCCUGAUUGGUACAAGCAGGAGAUGGAGGAGUUUAAGCAGAAACGGGCUGUACCCGAUGACCAGUGAGAAGAAGGAUUUUGACCUGUGGAUGGGACAGCGUCCCUCUUCCUGUCCCAUCAGGACAUGCUCUUCCUCAUGCUCUUGUUGAUUUGUCAGAGGGCUUCAUUUUCUGUUCAAAUGGGAAACGCUGGAGACCUUCACUGUUCUGGAGGCAGUGGCGUGAGUGAAGAACUACGCAAGAAGCCACCACGUGCUCCGCCUCCUCACAGCAGGAGGACAGAACCUGUCCAAACAUGGCCCUGCAGACAAACGUUCGGACUGGCUUGAUAGAUAUUGGCAAAACAAAAAGUCUGUAAUGUCUCAGAGCUGCGUUUUCACUAACAGAUGGU
Molecule: messenger RNA, 1538 nt
Organism: Thalassophryne amazonica
Lineage: Eukaryota; Metazoa; Chordata; Actinopteri; Batrachoidiformes; Batrachoididae
Gene: setd7
Product: SET domain containing 7, histone lysine methyltransferase
Exons: 8
Coding region: 118-1215 (365 amino acids)
Biological process (GO): regulation of DNA-templated transcription
Cellular component (GO): chromosome
Molecular function (GO): histone H3K4 monomethyltransferase activity; protein binding
Source: RefSeq, a predicted model, not a curated record